Molecule: messenger RNA, 2538 nt
Organism: Postia placenta MAD-698-R-SB12
Lineage: Eukaryota; Fungi; Basidiomycota; Agaricomycetes; Polyporales; Adustoporiaceae
Exons: 12
Coding region: 1-2538 (845 amino acids)
Biological process (GO): nucleotide-excision repair; response to UV; mitochondrial DNA repair
Cellular component (GO): mitochondrion; nucleus
Molecular function (GO): endonuclease activity
Source: RefSeq, a predicted model, not a curated record
AUGGAUACUCCUACUCAAUACAAAGUCUAUAUCGGUCAAUACUGUGACCCGGCACGACCCAAUGACGAUCCCAAGUACUGGGCGCUCAUAGUCAAGAAGACCUCGCGGGACUUUGAAGGGAACUCUCACGCUACCAGUGAUGUUUUCCGUGUUCGGGAUGGCUUCCGCCUCGAGCACAAGAAAUACGACGGUUACAAUGCCUCGUUACUAUACCGAGGCGCCGCACUUAUCGGGUAUCUGGAAACAACCCAUCUCCAGGAGGCCGCGGCACUUCUCGAGAGCGAUAAUCCAUACCGUGAAAAUUACUAUCGUUGGGCUCGCAAGGACAGGGUUGAGUGCGCCCUCUCCGUCCUACGGGAUCAAGAAUAUUUCACGCCGCGGGGCGGGCCCUUCACGACCACUGUUCUGCAGAAAAUGAUAAAAAAACCUCGCCUACUGUACCCGACCCAGGCGGUCAAUAGAAUUAUCCUUAUCAUGAUUGCGUCGCCGAUUGCCCAUCGUUCUUUGUGCCGUUUCAAGCCAGAGGGCGCGCAAGAGAUUCAUGUGGCUUCUGAAUCCGUGCUGGACGCCAGCCCUGCAAAUUCUCCUGUGGUUGUCGUGCCUCCAAAGCGAAAACGCUCCGUGAAGGUCCCUGAGGCUUCGAACUUGACAGCCGCAGAGCCAACCAUAGCAUCAGCCGACCCAGUACCUCUAAUGGAAUACCCUAUAGCAGCAGCAACCGCUGCGGUUCUAGUCCUCAGCGAGCCGCUCCCAGGUCUCGCGGGUUCUACCGUAUCGCCUCGCAGACGCGCAUCCGCCCGCUCAACCACUAAGAAGAAGGUGAACUACACGGAAGCCACCACUGACGGCGAAGACGAACCCACAAACUUGGCCGCAGGAGAUGGGAACGAGGGACAGCUCACGGCGCUGGACGACGAAUCAGCGGAGGCGAAACCGAGGGAGAAGCGUACACGGCGCAAGAAGGACGCGGAGCCCGUGGUGUAUGACAUACCCGCUGUGGAACGGAAGCAAACCAGUUUCACAGGUCGCCUCGGCUACGCGUGUCUCAACACCAUCUUGCGUCUGCGCAAGCCAGAGCCUGUUUUCUGCUCGCGCACGUGCCGACUUGAUACGAUUCGUAAGAAUGGCAUUGAGUUCGCGAAGGACCUCGGGCGCAGGAACGCUACGGAUCUCCUCGAAAUGAUUGAGUGGAACGAGGAGAACAAAAUCCGCUUUUUCCGCGUAUCUUCGGAGAUGUUCCCGUUCGCGUCGCACAAGGUGCAUGGGUAUGACUUGACGUACGCGCACGAGGAGCUCAAGGCUGCCGGGGCACUAGCAAAGCACUACGGCCAUCGACUCACUACCCAUCCCGGCCAGUUCACACAACUCGCGUCGCCUCGUGAGGAUGUCGUCGAAGCAAGUGUGCGAGAACUUGAUUAUCAUUGCCAGAUGAUGCGCUACAUGAAUCUUGACCAGGACAGUGUGAUCAUCAUCCACAUGGGGGGCGUGUACGGCGACAAGGACGGUGCGCUCGCACGUUUCCGCGAGAAUUACACGACGAAGCUCACGGAUGAGAUGAAGGCGCGACUCGUGCUCGAGAAUGACGAAAUGUGUUACAACCCAGACGAGCUGCUCCCUAUAUGCGAGGAGCUGAGUAUCCCCAUGGUGCUGGAUUACCAUCACAAUUGGAUCAAUCCGAGUGUGCUCCCAUUUCCGGAGCUCUUGCCUCGCAUUGCGGCAACAUGGACGCGGAAGGGCAUCCGGCAAAAGCAGCACCUCAGCGAGCCGCGUCCGGGCGCAGAGAGCGUCAUGGAGAAGCACGCUGACCGGUGCCAAGAGCUGCCCGAAGUUCUCGUCGGCGACGACGUCGAUCUAAUGAUUGAGGCAAAGGACAAGGAACAGGCCGUGUUCCACCUAUAUCGCAUUUACGGUCUCGAGCCCGUUAUUAAUGCGAAUCUGCGCCCGGAGAAACCGCCGAAACCGUUCAUCCGCGUAAAAGGGCGCGCAGCUGCCGAUGACGACGAGGGCGAUGGAGAGGAUGCCGCUGAGGAGGUAGACGAAGAUGGUGCGCGCGCGACGAGGGCGAAGACGCGCGUAAAGAGGACGAAAGCGGACGUGGCAGAAGAGGGUGCGGAUGAGCUCACGCCUAGCGCUACCGGUGAAUCCGGGGAAGCGGCGCCCACCAUGGUGACACCUACGUCGUCACCGAUAAAGCGUGCGCCGAAGCCGAGACGCACAGCGACGAACGUCAUCGCAUCGCAGGCCGAAAUCGAGGUUGCCGCCGAUCCCAUGCCAUUGAAGCGCAAGUCGCGCUCGAAGCCUGAUCCCGCGUCCUCGCCGAAGAAGCGGCGAACAGUAUCUAAGCUGAUGACGAAGGCACGCGAGCUGAUCAAUCAGGAAGAGGACGUGCAGCCUGUUGACGGAGCGCGCGCGGAGGAUGUAGAAGCGGACGAGCAUCCUGAGGCUGUGAUGGCAGAGGAAACGGAAACAAUUACGGACGAGGUUGGCACUUGUGCAAGCGGAAGGGCCAGAGCGGUGUCGGGAACAGUAAAGUCUUGA